Messenger RNA from Diachasma alloeum, 2490 nucleotides. It is a transcript of the gene P5CS, whose product is annotated as delta-1-pyrroline-5-carboxylate synthase. Bases 31 to 2271 code for a protein of 746 amino acids. Gene Ontology annotation, molecular function: ATP binding; glutamate 5-kinase activity; glutamate-5-semialdehyde dehydrogenase (NADP+) activity. The record is from RefSeq and is a predicted model, not a curated record. The transcript has 4 exons. Gene Ontology annotation, cellular component: mitochondrion; cytoplasm. NCBI's taxonomy places the organism in Eukaryota, Metazoa, Arthropoda, Insecta, Hymenoptera, Braconidae.
UCUUUCAAAUGAGUAUUUCAGGGUUACAGAAUGGAUCCUCGUCGUCAGGUGCAGACAACAGACAAACCGCGACGUGCACAAUUUACAGAACGUAGCCAGUUAAAAUAUGCACGUCGGUUGGUCGUCAAGCUUGGUUCAGCGGUUAUAACCCGUGAAGAUGGUCAAGGGAUUGCCCUAGGACGGUUAGCAUCAAUCGUUGAACAAGUGGCUGAACAUCAAAUAGAAGGCCGUGAAUGCAUUAUGGUCAGUAGUGGCGCUGUUGCCUUUGGAAAACAAAAACUCACGCAAGAACUACUUAUGUCAAUGUCUAUGAGAGAGACCCUCAGCGCUACUGAUCACACUCGGGAACAAGUUGGGACAUUGUUGGAGCCACGAGCAGCAGCUGCAGUGGGUCAAUCAGGUCUAAUGUCUCUUUAUGAUGCAAUGUUCGCGCAGUACGGCGUGAAAAUUGCUCAAGUGCUGGUAACAAAGCCUGACUUCUACAACGAAGAAACCCGCAAAAAUCUCUUCAGCACACUCAGUGAGCUAAUAAGCCUGAACAUAGUCCCAAUAAUAAAUACAAAUGACGCAGUCUCGCCACCGCUCUUAGCAGAUGAGGAAAUAAAAGGUGGGGGUGAACGCCGAGGCAUAUCAAUAAACGAUAAUGAUUCUCUAGCAGCAAUGUUAGCAGCUGAGGUGCAAGCUGAUCUCUUGAUUCUCAUGAGUGAUGUCGAUGGCAUCUAUAAUUUGCCCCCUUGGCAUGAUGGCGCCAAAAUGCUUCAUACUUUCACUUCUGAUCAUCGAGGAACGAUAAAAUUCGGGCGAAAAUCAAAACUUGGUACUGGCGGAAUGGAUUCCAAGGUAAAUGCUGCUCUCUGGGCCUUAGAUCGUGCAGUAUCAGUGGUAAUUUGUAAUGGAUCACAAGAACAGGCGAUAAAAAGCAUAAUGGCGGGUAGGAAGAUUGGUACUCUUUUUACAGAGUCAUCUGGCUCGUCACAACCGGUCGAGGUGACUGCAGAAAACGCGAGAACUGGUAGCAGAAUUCUUCAAUCCUUGAAGCCCGAGGAAAGAGCAACAGCUAUUAGUACUCUAGCAGAUCUUCUCCAGUCUAGACAGCCAGAAAUAUUGGCCGCCAAUGCUAAAGACCUUGUAGACGCCGAUAAGUCUGGACUAGCAAAGCCGUUGUUAAGCCGACUCUCUCUGACACCAUCAAAACUUCAAUCCCUCAGCGCUGGACUUCGACAGAUUGCCGAUAGUUCUUUAACGAACGUGGGGAGAGUCUUGAGAAGAACUAAGAUUGCUGAAGGCCUUGAGCUGAAGCAAAUAACUGUACCCAUUGGAGUGCUCCUCGUAAUCUUUGAGUCGAGGCCAGAUAGUUUGCCACAAGUAGCUGCAUUAGCCAUGUCCAGUGCCAAUGGACUGUUGUUGAAAGGUGGAAAGGAAGCAUCGCACAGUAAUAGAUUUCUUAUAGAACUCGUGAAAGAAUCCCUAAAAUCUGUUGGUGCAUCAAAUGCAAUUUCAUUGGUUUCUACCAGAGAAGAGAUUGAAGAUUUAUUAUCGAUGGAGAAACAUAUAGAUCUGAUAAUUCCUAGGGGGAGCGCUGAGCUUGUUAGGUCAAUUCAAGAACAGUCAAAACACAUUCCUGUGCUCGGACAUGCUGAGGGAAUUUGUCAUGUUUAUGUAGACAAAGAUGCGGAUCUCCAAAAAGCCAUCAAAAUUAUUAGGGACUCGAAGUGUGACUACCCAGCGGCGUGCAAUGCUAUGGAGACACUUUUGAUUCAUGAAAACCUUCUACAAGGAUACUUCUUCACUGAUGUAUGCAAUAUGUUACAAAAGGAAGGGGUAAAAAUCCAUUCUGGUGCGAAUCUUCAGGAGAAAUUGACCUUCGGACCACCUCCCGCCAAGAGCAUGCGGACUGAGUAUGGAGCACUUGAGUGUACUAUUGAAGUUGUGCCAGAUUUGGAUGAGGCUAUUAAUCAUAUUCAUAAGUAUGGAAGCUCCCAUACAGACGUUAUUGUAACGGAGGAUUCACAUGCGGCAGAACACUUCCAGAGAGAGGUCGAUAGUGCCUGUGUUUUCCAUAAUGCGAGUUCCAGAUUUGCCGAUGGAUAUCGAUUCGGACUCGGUGCUGAGGUCGGAAUUUCAACCGCCAGAAUUCAUGCAAGGGGUCCAGUUGGUGUCGACAGCCUUUUAACGACCAAAUGGGUGCUUCACGGCAACGGGCACGCAGUCCAAGACUUUGCUGAGGGUGGACCAUACACAUACAUACAUCAAUCCCUCCCCACCCAUUGAAAGUAUGUCGAACUUCACUUCGUUUGACUGUUACCAUUUCAAUUCCAUUGUGAAUAAAGUCAACGAAUUUUAUAUAAUCGUAAAAUUUCAGCAAUCAGUGCUAAAAAAUAUUUCAAGCAUAUCAAAAAUUUUGCGAAGGUGAGACCGGCUUAUUUUGUCCUACACCUACAUUAUUCUUGUAAUCGAAUAAAGAAAUAUUCCUACUUAUUGAUCCUUAAA